Protobothrops mucrosquamatus (brown spotted pit viper) is the source of this 2187-nucleotide messenger RNA. RefSeq names its product tetratricopeptide repeat protein 27. Gene Ontology annotation, molecular function: protein binding. NCBI's taxonomy places the organism in Eukaryota, Metazoa, Chordata, Lepidosauria, Squamata, Viperidae. The transcript is spliced from 17 exons. The record is from RefSeq and is a predicted model, not a curated record. The annotation marks the transcript as partial.
ACAAAGUGUGGUGUUCCUCCUUGGUGUAGGGAGCUUACAGCUGUUUGCACAGAGCAACUGGACUGGACCUCCUACUGACUUAGAGCCUCAGGAUUUUCUUCCACCUGAAAUAUUGCAACAGUAUAAUGAGACCAGUGCAUUGUCAACUUCUAUCUUAGGGAUACUGGUUCUAGAUGGUGAAUCAAUAUACAGCUUGACUACCCACCCUAUCUUGUUGAUGCUGGCUAGAGUCAUCCUUGUGAAUUCCAGAAAUAAGCUAGAAGCUAUUCAGACAUUGCCCUGGUGGACACUACGAUGUAUUAAUCUCCACCAGCAGCUGCUAGAAGAAAAGUCACCUGAACUCUUUGCUGUUGCCCAGGCCUGUAUACAACAAGUUUUUGAAAUUGAGACUUUGUUCAACGAUGAUGAAUGUUGGCAUCUUGCUGUUCAAUUUCAUCUAGAAUGUGCUUACACAUUUUUGAAUUAUUACGAGUAUAAAAAAGCCAAAGAACAUUUCCUUGCAGCUAAAGACAUAACUAAGUUACAGAUUGAGUUGACAGGUGCUCUGGGAAAAAGAACAAGAUUUCAGGAAAAAUAUGUAGCCCAACUGAUACUAGCUGUUCAGAGGAAAGAUAACAUCCUCCUUCCUUACCGAGAACUUAGUCCAGCACCUACUCCACUGGAAGAUUUAACUAAGAAUUAUACUUUAGAUGAUGACACCAUACUAAAUGAAAUAAAGUUUGAAGAAUCUCAUCAGAACCAGAUGCCUGACCUCUGUGCAGAAGAACUUGCUGUAAUCCUUGGAAUUUGUAUAGACUUUCAGAAAAACAAUCCUGUCCAUAAACUCACAGAAGAGGAGCUACUUGCUUUUACAUCAUAUCUGCUCUCACAACCAAAGUUCUGGGCAAUCCAAACUUCUGCUCUUCUUCUACGGACAAAACUUGAAAAAGGAAGUAUUCGUCGAAUGGAACGGGCAAUGAAACAGACUCAGGCACUUGCAGACCAAUUUGAAGAGAAAACAACAUCAGUUUGUGAACGUAUGAAGAUAUUUUACAGUUGCCAGGUCCCUCCACACUGGGCCAUUCAGCGUCAACUUGCAAGCUUACUCUUUGACCUUGGAUGCACCACUUCAGCUCUGCAGCUCUUCAAAAAGCUUGAAAUGUGGGAAGAUGCUGUUAUCUGUUAUGAAAGAUCAGGCCAGCAUGGGAAGUUGGGGGUGUGGUUUUCAUUAGGCUGUGCCUACUUAGCAUUGGAAGACUACGAAGGUGCUUCCCGGGCCUUUCAGCGCUGUGUGAUGUUGGAACCUGAUAAUGCGGAGGCUUGGAACAAUCUAUCUACGGCAUAUAUCAGAUUGAAACAGAAAAUAAAAGCAUUUCGGACUCUUCAGGAAGCUCUCAAAUGUAAUUAUGAGCAUUGGCAGAUUUGGGAAAAUUACAUUCUAACCAGUGCAGAUAUUGGAGAAUUUUCGGAAGCCAUUAAAGCUUAUCACAGGCUUAUGGACUUACAAGAAAAGUAUAAAGAUGUCCAGGUACUUAAGAUUCUGGUAAAAGUAGUCAUGGACGGAGUAGAUGACCGAAAUGGAGAGACAGCCAAAGGAUUAAAGGGAAAACUGCAGGCUCUCUUCGGUAGAGUGACUUCUCGAGUGACAAGUGAUGGAGAAAUCUGGAGAUUAUAUGCUAAGCUUUAUGAAAACGGGCAGAAUGAGAACUGUGAAGACAUAGAAAAGGCAUUGCAGUAUCUCACCAAAGCAUACAAAUGUGAAAUCCAAUCAGGAGACUGGGAUAAAGAUACUUUCUCUUUUAAGAAAGUAGCCAGAGAUGCUCUAGAACUUGCACACGUCGCAAUGAAAUGCAGCAAAAUGAAAACUAAUUACCAAGAAGCCUUGCCAAUACUCUCUUCUGCCCGACUCAACUUGCGUGGUUUGGUAGCCAAAGCGAAGCAAAAUUUUGCAGAUGCUGUAAGUGAUGACGUUUCCAGUGACCUCGCUGAAGAAGUGGCAGAAAUGAAGAAUUUGAUGAUGGAAUUGCAAGAACUUAGCAACCAGCUAAGGAAUCAGACUUGAGAAAAGAAGAUCCGAUUUCUUGGAAAGACAGAAGGGCACGGCUGGCACACUUCACUAGUUGUAGCUUGCGCUGAUGAGCAUUCAGUAAAUCAAACACCUAAAGGCCUCUUUUAAAUAAAUAUUUAUCCAUACCGUACAACCAUUAA